UACGUACAAAGACGAAGGGAACAUUUCUUUUCAGGGCGGUUACCCUGUAUUUCGAUACGAAAGGCGAUGCGAUUCGAAAACUAAAUGCGAUUCGAUAAGCAAUUGAUACUCUAUAUUGCUUUCGCAUCCCUAACAGUGUUGCUUUUUCGUUUUCGGGUCUCUUCUUGCUUGAGUUGGCAUCACAGCCAAACAUGUCAAAGAAUACAAGAGCAAAACAAAGAAAAUAAUUACAAUUUGAGCGCUGAAAUUUCAAUAAUUUUUUGGAAAAUGGAUUCUCUGGCGUUAUGGAAUCAUACUUAUCACGAGGAAAGGAUUGAGAGGAGGCAUAUCAGAGACAACUCCAACAUACUGAGCUUGGGCGAUAAAAGUUUUAUCCAAAACUUCCGGCUCAAUAAAAAUGCGUUUUUAUAUGUUUUGGAUAACAUAAAAGCUGAACUAAAAUCUCCCCAAAGGUCCACCGCCAUCCCUGAAAUUGUAAAAGUUUCUACAACAUUGAAGUUUCUUGCCCAGGGCGGGUACCAACAGUAGUUUGGUCAAGACCGUCACGCAGAGAUGGCCCAACAAUCGGCUUCCCGUUGCAUUCUUGAAGUGUUUAGUGCCAUGGAGAAAGUGCUGUGUCCAAAGCACAUAGUGUUUCCAUUGACUGAUGAGGAAAACAUUAACGACAGCAGAAUAGAGCUGCAAAAACAUCGGAGCACUAUCGAUAGUAUCGAUGUUUAAAUAUUUUUUUGAAAACAUCGAUGUUUUUCUUACUAUCGAUGUUUUUAGAGGAUAUGCCAUCAUUGGAAAGUUUAUCCGUUGCUGAUUUGGGGCAGGCAAGAAGUAUAAAAAUUAAAGCGUAAUAAAUUCAUAACCUUUAACAGUACGCAAAAGCGUACCAAUAAGGGUUCAGGGAAGUUAUUACCAGGACCAAAAAAUUUAAGCUUACAGCCUGCUGUCAUACUUUUUCCUUACGAAAUAAUGGAACGGGCAUAUAUUUCUGUUGAAAA
Rhagoletis zephyria (snowberry fruit fly) is the source of this 989-nucleotide messenger RNA. RefSeq lists its product as uncharacterized. The record is from RefSeq and is a predicted model, not a curated record. NCBI's taxonomy places the organism in Eukaryota, Metazoa, Arthropoda, Insecta, Diptera, Tephritidae.